AUGCCCUACUCUCGGACGUAUGCAUUGCAACCUCAGCAGCACCAACUUAUCUUCCAGCUCAUUACUUUCAAACCAGACACCCCUCAGGAGAAGUUAGAGACUUUAACCUCGCUCAUAGACGGUGGCGUUGUUGCAAAUAAUCCGGCUUUAAUUGCCAUUGUUGAAGUAACAAAGGAGGUGAGUAGAGGAAGUCCAGACUUCUUUCCCAUAAAACCAGAGGAGUUUGGAAGGUUUCUGGUAAUAUCAUUAGGAACAGGGUCUUCGAAAGCUGAAAAGAAAUAUGAUGCGCGUGUGGCAGCUAAGUGGGGUGUUUUGAGUUGGUUAACCAAAGGUGGUUCCACGCCUAUUUUUGACGUUUUUAUGCAAGCAAGUGCAGAUAUGGUCCACCUCCACCUCUCUACAGUUUUUCAAGCCCUUCGUACGGAGAAAAGCUACCUCCGGAUUCAGGACGAUAGGUUAAGGGGGAAUGUCUCUUCUGUGGAUAUAGCCACAAAGAAGAAUUUGGAUCAUCUUGUGAAAGUUGGCCAAGGGUUGCUCAAGAAACCAGUUUCUAGAGUGAAUUUGGACACGGGCAUUUUCGAGCCUUCUGGCGAAGAGACUAAUGAAGAGGCUCUCAUAAGGUUUGCGAAAAUACUGUCCCAAGAGAGGCUGCUUCGCCACGCUAGGUCCCUCCAUGGACAUGGCACCGCAAAUUCCAGAUGA
Messenger RNA from Alnus glutinosa, 702 nucleotides. Its product is annotated as patatin-like protein 2. Gene Ontology annotation, molecular function: glycerophospholipase activity; monoacylglycerol lipase activity. The record is from RefSeq and is a predicted model, not a curated record. The transcript is spliced from 4 exons. The coding region runs from base 1 to 702 and encodes 233 amino acids. Lineage: Eukaryota; Viridiplantae; Streptophyta; Magnoliopsida; Fagales; Betulaceae.